This is a messenger RNA of Hyla sarda, 1165 nucleotides long. It is a transcript of the gene USB1, whose product is annotated as U6 snRNA biogenesis phosphodiesterase 1. Gene Ontology annotation, cellular component: nucleus. Gene Ontology annotation, biological process: U6 snRNA 3'-end processing. Bases 235 to 879 code for a protein of 214 amino acids. The record is from RefSeq and is a predicted model, not a curated record. Gene Ontology annotation, molecular function: 3'-5'-RNA exonuclease activity. The transcript has 7 exons. NCBI's taxonomy places the organism in Eukaryota, Metazoa, Chordata, Amphibia, Anura, Hylidae.
GACGUCACCUAAAAGUGAUACUAUUACGUAGACAUGUUGUGAUGUGUCCCCUGUCACUUCUCGCUUUUGCCAACUAUUGCUUUUAUACGGUGGAAUCCACGCAACAAAGUAUACCAACAUAUACCACGGCGUACUCCGAGUGCAGCAUGGCGUGUGAUGGACUGAGCAUAGUCUGCUGUGACCACAUAGCACAGGCUUCCAGCUCUGCUUCCAGUCCCACAGUCUAUACUGAGUAUGUUCCCAGACCCUGACAGUCAGCACUUCGAUGAUGCCAGUAAACAUGGCAGACGUGUGCGUAAUUUCCGCCAUGAGCGAGGGAACUGGGCAUCUUAUGUAUAUGCAGUGUUUCACCCCCAGGAGGAAUUUGGGGAGAUGCUGGAGGAAGUGAUCUAUGCAGCCAGGAAACAUGGCAUCGUCCUGACUAAAAUGGAGGAAUUUCACAUCAGUCUAUCACAGACUGUCAUCUUUCGCCAUCACUGGAUUAAACCGUUUGUCCAGUCGCUCAGGGAAAGGCUUUGUUCUGUAAAUCGGUUCCUAUGUGUUGCUGACCAGCUAAAAGUGUAUGUGAACAAAGAGAAGACCAGGACAUUUUUGGGGUUGGAAGUUUCGACCGGACAUCAGCAACUCUUGGACAUUGUGUCUGAAGUAGAUAAGUCUCUACAGGAAUUUAAUUUGGAGACUUUUUACGAGAAUCCCUCAUUCCAUGUCAGCCUAGCCUGGUGUGUGGGUGAAGUGACCAAACCUUUACAAGGGACCUGUCUGCUGGAGCUACAGAAGGUUGUGGAUGAGUUUGAAGACUCGGAUGUUCUGACCCGUUUUUAUGCUGAUGACAUUUUUUGUAAGUGUGGUAAUAAGAUCAUGUCUAUCCCACUCCAUUGACCAACAGGCUGAAGCACUUGGAUGGUUGUAUAGUUCCUCACCCUCAGCACAGUCUUCCUGUAUGUAUAUCAGCUGGGUUAAGAUUUCUAUAAAGUUUUUUUUGGCCCUUUCUAGAGUCUUUUUGUUGCUGCUGCGUGUGCAUCAGUCUUAAACAUAUGUAUAAAACACAAGGGUCUGCAGGGCUAUAACCUAUUGUAAAACAUGUUGGUGGCUUAAUUUAGCACCUUGUUCUGCUGGCCGCUGCUCUAGGAUCAAGGCUGUGGAGUCGGAGUGGAGGAGUCGGACA